AGAGAGAGAGAGAGAGGGGACGAGUGAAAGAGGAGGAGAAGAAAGAGAGAGAGAGAUAGAGAAAGAGUAUUCCCUCCAUCCUUCUUCCACUCCAGAGCAGAGACACAAACAGCAUCACAGCAGCAUCUGUCUUUCUCUCUGUCUCUCUCUCUCUCUCUCUCUCUCCCUUUUUCUUUCUCUUUCUCUCUCGAUCAGUCAAGCAUUUGUGUUGAUCGCAGAGCUGCAGGCACAGAGGCGAUGGCCGAGGUGGUAGAUCUCCUCUGCACACCCCAUAACGUCCAAAUCAGUGACGUGACCUGUGACUCGUUCCGUGUUGCCUGGGAGAUGACCCCGGAGGAUGCGGGACGCGUGACGCACUACUUCAUCGACCUGAGCCGCAAAACUGGAGGAGAGAGGAACCGCUUCAAACACAGAGAUGUUCCCACUAAGCUGGUGGCCAAGGCCGUGCCGUUGCCGAUGGCUGUGAGAGGUCACUGGUUCCUGAGCCCUCGUACCGAGUACUGUGUGGCCGUACAGACCGCCAUCCGCCAGCCUGAUGGAGACUACCAGGUGUCUGAGUGGAGUCAGGUGGUGGAGUUCUGCACUGGGGAUUAUGCUGUAGAUCAUCUGCAGCAGCUGCUGGAUAAAGCUCGGGGUGUAGCGGGGAGGCUGCUGCGCUUCUCUGUGUUUUACCGCAACCAGCACCCCGAAUACUUCCACUAUGUCAGAACGGAAUGUGGAGGUUUAAUGCCCCCGUCUCUGAAAGACAACAGCGGCAGCCACGGCUCGCCCAUCAACGGAAAGCUCCACGGCGUCUUCCUGAGCUGCAACACCGAGUUCGACACGGGCCUCCCUCCUAAAGACUCGCCCUACGGCCCCCUGCGCUUCCAGAUCUCCGCCGCGCUCCUCCUGAAGCCCGAGACGCACCUCUACUUCGCAGAUUUCUACUGCAUGUAUACGGCGUAUCACUACGUCGUCUUGGUGCUGGCCCCUGUCGGCUCGGAGGGCGAUCGCUUCUGCGAAGGGCGACUCCCUCUGCUGGACCUCGCGUCCAAUCCUUUCCUGACGUGCGUCCCCGGGGAGGAACCGACGUUCUGUCACGCCAGUGACGUCAUCCUGGAGGUUCUGUACACAGAAGCGCUGCCCUUGGAUCAAGGCACGGUGGCGCAGAUCAGCGGCCAUCACCAGCUCAUGAGCCUCUCCACGGCCAACGCCAAGAAGGACCCGAGCUGCAAAGUGUGUAACAUCAGCGUCGGACGCUGAGACACUGAGUCCGGACUGAACUGGCGCAAUAUUUUUAAUGCGACAGUCUGCAUCUAGAACUGUGCUUUAGAAAAGAAAGUGACGAAUCUCAGCAGUGUUAUGAAGAUUAUUUUCAAAAUGUUUUGGAUGGAAAAAUUAGCACGUCCUGAUUAUUACAUUUAUAUUUAUUUAAUAUGAUUUAGGCAUCACCAAGCCAAAAUGAUUUUAGUAUUAAUAUAAAUAUGAAAGCCAUAAAAUGCACAUACUGCCAAAUCAGUAACGAUGAAGGAUCUCUAUAUCGGUGAUGUCUAUAGGGAUCGGUGCUACCUACUAAAGUUACCAAAAUACAGCUGAAUGCAAAAGUUUGUACUCCCUUAGGACAAAAUGAAAUUAAUUUUUUGUCCAACAAGACAUUCAGCAUGUUUGAUUUCACCGAUAUCGCCAAAAAACUGUAAAGAAAUGGGCAAACUGUUUAUCGUAAGGAAAAAAAUCAUAAUAAUGACAGUUCUAAAGUUUGAAUUAUCUCCAUCAUAUCCUCUGCACUGCUUGUGAAUGUUGUUAUAAUAAUAAUAACCGUUUUUUUCCCCCUAACAUCUCUGUAAUAUAUCAUACACUGCCUUCAAUUUUUCAAAACUUGUUUCAUUUCAAAUCGUUUUACUCUUAUCUUCUGUUUCAGAUCGUUGUGUUGUUUCAGGAUACACCCACAUUUUAUUUUUAAUUAACUUCUUGUGAAUCUCUUUAUUUCCCUGUACAUAAAUCAUAAAACAGAGGUUCACUUUGUUUUUUUGUUUUUCUCCCACAAACCACUGGCA
Molecule: messenger RNA, 2033 nt
Organism: Pangasianodon hypophthalmus (striped catfish)
Lineage: Eukaryota; Metazoa; Chordata; Actinopteri; Siluriformes; Pangasiidae
Gene: phyhip
Product: phytanoyl-CoA hydroxylase-interacting protein
Exons: 6
Coding region: 238-1242 (334 amino acids)
Cellular component (GO): cytoplasm
Molecular function (GO): protein binding
Source: RefSeq, a predicted model, not a curated record